Dendrobium catenatum is the source of this 2493-nucleotide messenger RNA. RefSeq names its product probable ethylene response sensor 1. NCBI's taxonomy places the organism in Eukaryota, Viridiplantae, Streptophyta, Magnoliopsida, Asparagales, Orchidaceae. The record is from RefSeq and is a predicted model, not a curated record. Gene Ontology annotation, cellular component: endoplasmic reticulum. Gene Ontology annotation, molecular function: ethylene binding; ethylene receptor activity; protein binding. Bases 221 to 2131 code for a protein of 636 amino acids. The transcript is spliced from 6 exons. Gene Ontology annotation, biological process: signal transduction; phosphorylation.
AAGUUUCAACUGAUUUGGUUAAUUAGUUUUUCAUUCGCUCGGCCUACUAUAUUUCUUCCUACCGGAGCCGACGCUGCUCUCUCUCUAUCUCUCUCUCCCCGGAAGACGACGAGGGCCUGAGUAUAAUCGCCACAACUUCCUCCUCUCGGGUUGCUGGGGUUUCUUCUUCCGUGAUUCAGGGAUGUAGGAAGAAGAUAGCAGGUACAGCAGUUCCUUAAAAAUGGAAGGCUGUGACUGCAUUGAGCCACAAUGGCCCGCUGAUGAGCUUUUAGUGAAGUAUCAAUAUAUCUCUGAUUUCUUUAUUGCCCUUGCCUACUUCUCCAUUCCACUUGAGCUCAUUUAUUUCGUGAAGAAGUCUUCAUUUUUCCCAUAUAGAUGGGUGCUUAUACAGUUUGGUGCCUUCAUUGUCCUUUGUGGAGCAACCCACUUGAUAAACUUGUGGACAUUCACAAUGCACUCAAGGACACUGGCUAUAGUAAUGACUGUAGCAAAAGUUUCGACUGCGGUUGUGUCAUGUGCAACAGCCUUGAUGCUUGUUCACAUAAUUCCUGAUCUGUUAAGUGUGAAAACAAGGGAGCAUUUUCUGAGGAACAAAACAGAAGAACUUGAUAGAGAGAGGGGUCUUAUACGCACACAAGAAGAAACAGGGAGGCAUGUGAGGAUGCUCACUCAUGAAAUUCGAAGGACACUUGACAGACACAGUAUAUUGAAUACCACUCUUGUCGAACUUGGGAGGACUCUAGAUUUGGCAGAAUGUGCUUUAUGGAUGCCUUCACGGACUGGGCUCAACCUUCAGCUUUCUCAUACACUAAGCAACCCAAAUCCUGUUGGAUCUGUUGUUUCUACGAACCUUCCUAUAGUAAAUCAAGUUUUUAAUAGCAGUCGUGCAGUUAGAAUUCCACAUACAUGUCCGCUUGCAAGGUUUCAACAUCAGACAGGAAGAUAUGUACCCCCAGAGGUUGUUGCAGUCCGAGUGCCACUAUUACAUCUAUCAAAUUUCCAAAUAAAUGAUUGGCCUGAGCUGUCUGCUAAAAGUUUUGCUGUGAUGGUCUUGAUGCUACCAUCAGAUAGUGCAAGGAAAUGGCAUGUUUAUGAACUAGAGCUUGUUGAGGUAGUUGCAGAUCAGGUUGCAGUUGCUCUUUCACAUGCUGCCAUCUUGGAGGAAUCCAUGCGGGCACGAAAUCUACUCAUGGAACAGAAUGUUGCUUUAGAUUUAGCACGACGGGAGGCAGAGAUGGCCAUUCGUGCACGCAAUGAUUUUUUAGCUGUCAUGAACCAUGAGAUGCGGACUCCCAUGCAUGCAAUCAUUGCCCUCUCCUCCCUGCUUCUUGAAACUGAACUCACGCCAGAGCAACGUUUGAUGAUAGAAACCAUCUUAAAGAGUAGUAACUUGCUAGCUACACUAAUCAAUGAUGUUUUAGACCUUUCUAAGCUUGAGGAUGGCAGCUUCGAGUUAGAGGCUACAGUUUUCAAUCUUCAUGCUCUCUUCAGAGAGGUCGUAAAUUUGAUAAAGCCAAUAGCGGCUGUCAAAAAAUUGUCAGUGGUGGUGUCUCUUUCUCCGGACUUGCCAUCUUGUGUCAUCGGAGAUGAGAAACGGCUUGUACAAACUAUGCUUAAUGUUGUCGGCAAUGCUGUUAAGUUUACAAAGGAGGGUAGUAUAUCUAUUACUGCGACUAUUGCAAUGCCAGAUUCCUUGAGAGAUUCACGAGACCCAGAGUUCUACCCUGUCUUAAGCGAUGAGCAUUUCUAUUUACGAGUACAGGUUAAGGACACCGGCUGCGGAAUAAGUCCACAGGAGUUGCCUCACCUCUUCACUAAAUUUGCGCAUAGCCAGAAUGGUUCUAACAAAGGCUACACGGGCUCUGGGCUUGGGCUUGCCAUCUGCAAGAGAUUUGUGAAUCUCAUGAAAGGACGCAUUUGGCUUGAAAGUGAAGGUAUUGGCAAAGGCUGCACCACCAUUUUCAUUGUGAAGCUGGGCAUCAGUGAAGAUCCCACUCUUCGGUUUCAGCAAAAGUUAUUGCCCCCAAUCCGAGCAGGUCAAGGCGAAGCAGAUCCCUUUGGUUUAAAACCAGCUCCGAAGGAUGAGAAGAAUGCGAUCCCAUCGAAGAUUCGGCAUCAGAGAAGCUUCUAGAUUGAACCCAAAACAAGCAUUUCGAAGCCGUUGGAUCUGUGCUUGUACACUCGAAGCUAAGGUCAAAUUGAAGUGCAAAUAAAAGAAGCAGUUCUCUAUCAUUCCAGACUUCCAGAUUCCAGAGCUUGAACUAAAACUGUAAGUGAAGUAUUACAAAUUUGUUUUGGGUUUACUGAACCGUUAGAAUUCAUUAUGAGGUAGUAAUAUUGAGAGAGUUAUCAAAUCUGAAAGAGUGGUGUUCAGUAUUCACAGCUUACAUGAAGUUAUGUUGUCACUACACAAUUUAUAUGAUAAUCUUUUAUUUUCUCACAGGCCAAGGAGAUUGAUCCUGCUGAUUAAUAAACAAAAAAAAUUGAUUAGAA